Messenger RNA from Fonsecaea nubica, 4632 nucleotides. RefSeq lists its product as hypothetical. The coding region runs from base 1 to 4632 and encodes 1543 amino acids. NCBI's taxonomy places the organism in Eukaryota, Fungi, Ascomycota, Eurotiomycetes, Chaetothyriales, Herpotrichiellaceae. The transcript has 7 exons. The record is from RefSeq and is a predicted model, not a curated record.
AUGCCCACCCGCGCAGAAGCAAAAGAACAUAUCAAUUCAUUCUGGACGAGACGUCACAUCGCCAGAGAUGCCAUCGAUAUUGAGAAUGACAUCAAUCUUCGCGACCUUUCCAAUGGACUGAAAAUCCUUUCUGAUGGCCUCUACGGUGAUCUCACUCACUUUUUCUGGGAAUUGCUCCAGAACGCGGAUGACAGCAAAUAUCUUACAGUACCCCGCGUCGACUUCGUCCUGACCAGCCAUUCUCUGACUUACGAGACCAACGAAAUCGGCUUCACCAGGGAUGAUGUGGAGUCGCUGUGUGCAGUGGGCUACAGUUCAAAGGCCGGCCAGAAUGACACGAUUGGGGAAAAGGGCAUUGGCUUCAAGUCAAUUUUCAAAAUUGCAGACGUCGUCACCAUUCACUCAGACUUCCCUAGGACAUCAAUCACCCUGCAGUUCAAGGCCGACCUUGACGUGUCCAAGUUGCGCCAGCACCUAGCCUCAUUUGAUUUCACCUUCCUACUGUUUACCCGAAAUAUCAAAGUGAUCAAUUUGAAGGUCUUAGCUGGACAGCCGUUUGAGAAGCUUGGACGGCUCCAACACUUGGCGCAUAACGGUGAAAGAAUAGAGACAAGGAUCGACGGCCAUCCCGAUGCGACGAUGGACUAUGUCAUAUUUCGACGCAAGUAUCAGGGCAUGCCUCCACGUCAACCUAGCGCUCAGGUUCAACCCGACGGCGAUAAAACGACAAUUGUGCUUGCUUUUCCACACCGCAAUCACAAACCGCUUGCCGAAGGCCAAAAGACCUAUGCAUACCUACCUGUCAAUUCCUUUGGAUUUCAGGUAGGACCAUUACCGCUCUUGCAAAACGAUUCGAUCCUAACAGUGGCGCAGUUUAUUAUUCAUGCUGAUUUUGUCUUGACUGCCAAUCGAAAAGGUAUUGAUAGUGACCGAGGAUGGAAUAUCUCCCUCCAGAGGCGUUUGCCCGAAGCGCUCUGCUCUGCUUUUGAACAGUUGGCAACAUCGGCGGAAUCUCAAAUGAGGUUUGGUUGGCCCGAAUAUCUGGGCUCUCUGGGGUUUAUUCACGAUUCGUUUAUGAGAGAAGUUGCUGACUCCACUAUCAAACAACUGCGAUCCAAGCUACUGGUUCAAACAGAGUUGCAAGACGGUGUUUUCCUGGCGCCUCAGGAUUGUCUGACUGCAUCAGAUGGGUUUCGUGACGCCACUGGCGGACUUCUUAUCACCGAGGGCACGUACGCACAGCGGGUGAGAUCGAAUGCCUACUCUCACAACUCGGCAUCGAUCCUCUCAAGACUGGGUGUCACUCCCUUCGAGAUCUCGCACUUCGUGGAGUUGCUGGCCCAAUAUAUUUCAGCGCAUAUGGCAAGUUUCUCAUCAAAGGCAACAGCAUGGCACUCCCGCGUCGCGAGUCUUCUCUGCAAGCAUUUCUCGAACGGAAAGUAUCAGCUCUAUUCACCCGUAUUCCAGGCCUUCAAAGCUCUGCGGAUCAUCCCGCUGGAUGACGGCUCAUGGGCAUCUGGUGCUUCUUGCGCAACUAAAAAGGUCUUUAUGGAUCAGGGUCGCCGCAUCGCCCUCCCCACUGGCCUCCACUUUUGCUUCGUUCAGGCGUCGGCUGCCGAUGAUCGUGACCGCAGACAACUCUACCGACUGCUAGGUGUCAAAUCAUGUGAUGAGACAGAGAUAUGCAAGAUGAUACUCGACUCCCAUGCAACAAUGGUGGUUUGGCCACCUUUGGAAAUCCUUAUCUCGCAUGCGAUGUACAUCUUCCGCGCUCGCUACCGACCUCAAUAUCCCCAAUCACUCCGCCUGCGCCUCCUUGACUCCAAUCUUACUAUUCGAUACCGGGAGAGAGUCCAUCUUCCUUUUGGGACACAAGGAAAGGCUCUUAGACGGCUUUUUGCAGACGACUUUUCUGGUAUCAUCUGGCUACAUCCAGACUACGAAGAUAGAGUAACGGAAGGCGAGAGACAAAACUGGUUCCAAUUCUUAUGCUCCGUAGAAGGAGUGUACCGGUUGCCUCCUCUUCAUUCAGGUGGACGACUCUCUGAUGCAAUGAGGCAUAUCUUGAUGAGAAACGGAUCAAAGGAAUUUCUCUGGCAUCUGAAGACGCAAUAUCGUUUGGGCUAUGGUAAUAUGUUUGGAGAUUUGCACACCAGGGAAGCUCAAAAACUCACAGUGGAUAUCAGCAACAUUUGGGUAAGCACCGAUCAAGGUGUGCAGAAACUGUGCGAGACGAUAUUGCCGUCUUUGUCGUCUGUCAGCCUAGGUCUUCUCCCUGUUAUACAGCUGGUUGAUCCACAAAACACGGACUGGAGCUUCCUCCGCAAAUUUGGAGUCCAGACUGAGCUCUCGCCGGACUAUUUUGUGAAACAGCUCCGGGCAUUGAAAGAAAACAAUGACCAGGGACGAGUGAUUGCAACGGCUACAACUGUUUACAAAGCCAUUGCAGCAUAUCCGGCCUUGGACGGCUCAAAACUGGCGAGUUUCCAUACCGAAAGUUUGAUAUACGUCGACCCCGGCGUGUGGGUUUUGCCACAUCAGUGUGUCUGGAAGGCCUCAUUUCCCUGCACGAAGGCCCUGUUGAAAGUAAGGGAUGCAGGACUUGACGAUUUAAUCUUGGAGCUUGAAGACAUGGAGUCAGCACGAGACCUUGACCGAACCAGGCUUUUACGCCAGAAUAUGUUGCCUGCUCUGGACUCCUUCCUAGGCAAGGCUUCCCUGUCAAUGACUCAAAGACGACGAUUGCUUCUGCUUCACAUUUUUCCAGUUACUCAAGGUGGAUCUAAUGAUCCUACCCAAGCUGCACAGUUACUCCGAGCCGAAGACACGUUCUGGAUUGCAGACUUGAACUUUCUAAAAUCAAAGUUCGAGGGACUCUUGCCAUUGCUGGAUGUAACUGAAAAACCCUUCAAAUCAUCACUACACAACGUGUUCAAGAAGUUGUCGAUGGACUCCAAGCGUUUGUCUCUGAGCGUCCGGAAAGAAGAGAACCAACCAAACCAAGGUGAUAUAUCCGAAGUAGCGGAUCCUGCGCUUAGCAAUAGGCUCCGAAGGCAGAGUCGAUACAUCAUUGGGCGAUACGUUCUUGAUGCCAGCACAAAGAGAUACGGCCGCGACGAGAAGGGAGAGGUUCUCUUGCUGGACGCAGAUGGAGAACUACAUAUUAAGAUCCGGCGAGAUUCAGAGACCAUGGACAUCAUCAUCCCAUUAUCAGAUCGUUUCGCAGAACGCUUUCACUUGGGGAACGCCAACCGCGAACUUCUUGUGAAAGUCCUCACAACUGAGAAAGUCGAGCAAUUCAUCGAAGGACUCGAAAGAGCAGGUAUCAAGACAGAUCCAACAACCGUCGUUGAAAUUGUGGCUGAAGACGGCUCGGACGAAGAUUCCGAUGAGGGUACACUUGCUGAAGAUCCUAGCGACAACCUCGGAUUGGCUUUCCAAAAAUUGCAGAUCAGCAAAGGGAGGACUGGUAGUGGUUCAGACGAAGAAUCUUCGGGAUCACAGCAACGCAGGCCAUCACAAACACCAAGCUCACGGGGACGUCGAGUACGCAAUGAUGCAGCGGUCUCCUCGCCAUUCUCAUUGAGAAGACGGUCGGGCCAGGCUGCCUCCGGUGGGGCAAGAUCAGAUGCUAUCGCUACAAACGGGGAGACUGCUACAGACGAGAAUAUUGCGCGCUUGACUGCAAGCCUGAUUGACGCAAAGCUGUCUGACACCACUAAUGAGGUCUUCCGCAACUGGGUUACACCUCCUUCGGGAGUAGUGCCCAGCAAGUCUUCAGUGCCCGUCUUCGGCAUGGCUACUGCCUUCGAAUUCACUUUCAAUUCACCUUCUCCCCAGCCUCUUGUGAACAACCCUGAUGCCAGCGGGAGCAGUUCAUCGGGGCCAAGUACGGCAGCAACGUCGCGCCAUGUUGCCGACAACUCGCCAGAGGCCCAAGCGGACUUGGAUGCGCCACAAUCUUCUCCCAACCAUUUACACGGUGCGUUUAAAACCCCAACAAAGGCGUUUCGACAGCCGAAUCAUCCCUGGUCGUCUGGACGACCUCCCAGGAGCAGCCAUGGUGGAAACAGCUUUGUCGCUCAGGAAUCCUCUGAAGCCGUACCACAUGAGAUUGGAUUUGCUGGAGAACACCUGGUAUACAAGUUUCUGGAAGACAAGCUGUCACCAUUUUUUACGCCAGAGAACUGGACAAGUAGAGGUCGAGCGAAAGCCUUUCCAAAUCCAUUCAGCGAUGACUUUCGCGAGAAGGACUUUGCCGAUUUCACCUACGUCGACACCGACGGACGCUUGCGUAUGUAUUUGAGCGAGCACGUCCCGAACUUUGAGAACCCAACCGGUCAGCGGAACAACAUCACCUAUCACUUGGAGGUCAAAUCUACCCUGGGCAGCCUACACAACCCGGCAUUCCUGAGUAAUAACCAGAUGUCCAUGGCGAAGAAGUACUCAGGGCGAUUUUCGACGCCGGCCACCCAGACCGAUGUGUACAUCCUGGUUAGAGUCUACGGGCUUGGUUCGGACCCUCCUCAACCGCAGUUGUGCCUGUUUCCUGAUCCUUGGAAUCUUAUCUGCCAGGAUUCUCUGCUUAUCGAAGGCGAAGCUGGGAUUUAUGUGCGACCGAAAGUCGCCUAA